This is a messenger RNA of Penicillium expansum, 606 nucleotides long. It is a transcript of the gene racA, whose product is annotated as putative Rho GTPase Rac. Gene Ontology annotation, cellular component: cell cortex; cell projection; cytoplasmic vesicle. The coding region runs from base 1 to 606 and encodes 201 amino acids. The transcript has 6 exons. The record is from RefSeq and is a predicted model, not a curated record. Gene Ontology annotation, biological process: regulation of cell shape; regulation of actin cytoskeleton organization; cortical cytoskeleton organization. NCBI's taxonomy places the organism in Eukaryota, Fungi, Ascomycota, Eurotiomycetes, Eurotiales, Aspergillaceae. Gene Ontology annotation, molecular function: protein kinase binding; GTPase activity; GTP binding.
AUGGCGACGGGUCCGGCUACUCAGUCACUGAAGUGUGUGGUGACCGGUGAUGGUGCAGUUGGCAAAACAUGUCUCUUGAUCUCGUACACAACGAAUGCUUUCCCGGGUGAAUACAUCCCUACUGUCUUUGACAACUACACGGCCAGUGUUAUGGUUGACGGCCGGCCGAUCAGCCUGGGACUGUGGGAUACUGCUGGACAAGAGGAUUACGAUCGUCUGAGACCGUUAUCCUACCCGCAAACCGACGUGUUUUUGAUCUGCUUCUCCAUCGUCAGCCCACCAUCGUUCGAUAACGUCAAAGCGAAGUGGUUCCCUGAGAUCGAACACCACGCCCCCAAUGUCCCCAUCAUCCUCGUCGGUACCAAGCUCGAUCUGAGGGACGACCGUGCGACUACGGAAGCCCUCCGCGCACGCAAGAUGGAGACCGUCUCCUACGAACAAGCCUUGGCCGUGGCCAAGGAGAUUCGCGCACAUAAGUACCUUGAAUGUUCGGCGCUGACACAACGCAACCUGAAGAGCGUGUUCGAUGAAGCCAUCCGGGCCGUUCUCAACCCCCGUCCCGCUACGAAAUCCGGGAGGAAGGCAGUCAAAUGCAACAUCUUGUAG